UCAGUUAAAUAACAACAAAAGUACGCAGUGAGGACGCAAUUUCAAGAAACAAAAAACAAAACGCAAUUUGUAACACAUUUGUGUAAAAUAUUUAGAAAAAUAAUAAAUUUACAAAUUAAAUGCUUUUCAACACUUCAACGCCAAAACGGUCACCGCAGUCUAACCAAAAUGCCAAUAAAAGCGAUUCGGGCAGUCCGAAUGCUUCAGAGACAGACGUAAGCCGUACUUUUUCGUAUCCUGCCUGCUGGAAGGACGAUGCGCGCAUGCAUGUGCUAUUGGCACCGUUCCGUAACCGUGAAGUAAAUCCCGAGAAUUACGACUCGAAAUUAAAAUUCUGGCAAGAUAUGAUUGCGCAGUAUUGCGAGCACACAGGCACUAGUUGCUUCUGCAAACGCGACUUGCAAUUGGUAUUUGCGCGAGAAGACCGCAUUCCCUACGGUUUGGACACAGUGUUGGCAGAAAUGUUGAAAGCGAAGCAAAUACGCACGCGUGACGAUUAUGAAUAUGACCCAGAGAAUACCUGGGCUGGUUGGGUGAUGAAUAGCUUUGUAAAUCGUCCGCUAAAGUUGGGCUGGCAGGCUUUGAAGAGCAAAAUAGGACUUCAAGCUCAAAUAGAUGCAGGCUUGCUAGAGUAUGUGCACUUGGAAGUGACGAAAAAAUUCUGUAAACAAUUGCAACAAAGUGUCCUGCAAGAGCACCAAGGUGAAUUGUUACAUUAUGAUCACUUCAUUGAAAUCUCAAACGCUGUGUUGAAUCUUAAAGAAGACUGCUUGCUUUUGUGCUUGCAUGCGCUAUAUUGUCAACGAAAAAUUGGGCUAGAGUACAAAUUUGAAGAUAAAGAGGCAAAAAUACAUUUGAUCAAAAUACCCUCCAAAACUGAUACAAAUGUUGCCAUCACCGAGACUGACCGUGCUGUGCAUAACUUGAAAAUGACUCAAGCCAGCCUGCUAAAACAACUGGAUAACAUCGAAGAAGAUAUUAAGUUAACCGAAGAAAAGGCGCGCACAUAUCUCAAAGAAAACAAGCGUCAAUUGGCGAAGACAUAUUUGCGCAAGAAACAUAUGAUGGAGAAGAAUCACGAAAAACGCAGCGCGGCACUACACAACAUUGAGUCGCUCAUCACCGGCGUUGACGAGGCACAGAGUCAUGGCCAAAUACUCGAUGCUUAUAAGAUUGGCUCAAAAGCAUUGCAAAAGGCGCUCAACGAUUCUGGUCUCAAAUACGAUAACGUCGACGAAGUUAUCGCAGAAGUGCGCGAUACCAUGGAGGCACAUCAAGAAAUACAAGACACAUUGGCUAAUGCAAAUUUGACAGAAACUAAAGCAGGUGGUGCUGAUUUCAACGACAAUGAUGCAUUGGAGCGUGAGCUACAGCAAAUACUCGGACAGACUGGUCAAACGCCGCUCAAGCAAUCGAAUUUAGAUAAUAAUAACGUUAAUACGGUGUCUAAAGAUACGCCCGCCGUCAAAUCGACUGCGAAAAUAUCCGAUGAGGAACUCUUGGCUAUGCUCGAGGGACUUGAGGUGGAAGAUAAUUCCCCGGCAAGAAGCAAAGAAAGCACACGCACUGUUUUGGGAGAAUAAAUGGCGCAGAAGUUAGUUUUAUGGAGCUAAUCGCUUUUUUGUAUAUUUCUAAACAAUUUAACUCAAUUUCUUGCCUUUUGAAUUGUGUUGGUGUUUACUUAAAUAAUUUAUUUGCUCUAUUUUCUAAGUUAAAU
Anastrepha obliqua is the source of this 1717-nucleotide messenger RNA. RefSeq names its product charged multivesicular body protein 7. Lineage: Eukaryota; Metazoa; Arthropoda; Insecta; Diptera; Tephritidae. The record is from RefSeq and is a predicted model, not a curated record. Gene Ontology annotation, biological process: late endosome to vacuole transport via multivesicular body sorting pathway; vesicle budding from membrane. The coding region runs from base 120 to 1583 and encodes 487 amino acids. Gene Ontology annotation, cellular component: multivesicular body; ESCRT III complex. The transcript has 4 exons.